GGACGCGGGCGGAGGCGGACCCCGGAGUGCGGGGCGCCCGCCCCCAGCAACUUGCGGCGACCCGGCACACAGGGCCGCGCGUCCCCGAAUUCGCGCUCCCGGGACCCCCGACCGAGACUCUGAACCCCGCGGCCUCGGAGCGGGGCCGCGUCUCUGCAGAUCUCCGGCUCCUCCUCGCCGGGACACGCGGGUACUCGGGGGGCCGGUGUGCACUUGGGACUGCGGCGCCGGACCUGACCCGGGACGGGGCGGUCACUCCUCUGGCCGCGGACCGGGGACAGGGCGCCACAGUCGAGGUGGACGCUGCAGUCGGCCUGGCCCCUCCCAGGGCGGCGGUCCCGGACCGAAGUGCCCGGCACUCUGAGGGUCCCGGGACUGGAGCCCCCCGCUUGGCGCGGCCGAGGGACUCGGGCCGCCUCUCAGGUCGCCGUUUCCGUCGGGGAAAACCGGGCAGUGGACUCGGCCUCCCAGGGCCCCGCGCUAGGCCGUGCGCCUUCGACUCUGCGGCGGGAGCCAGGGAUGGGGCGUCCUGCCCUGAGUUUCGGGGGUGCGGAUGGGGAGAGGGUGAGGCAGCCGGUGCUCCUGCUCCGGACUUGGGCUGCACGUCCCGAGGCUGGAGCUGCUUCGAACCCAACCCGGGCGGGCGAGGACACUCUACCGGACCGAGGGACUCUCACCCGCCUCUCUCAUCGCCCAGGGUGCCUGGGCUGGGACCCCAUUUGUCCGCCAAGCUCCCUGCGGUGCGGGUCACGCCACACGCAGCCCUGGCUGUGCUGCGGGACUCCUGCCCCGGCCCGCACCCAGCGGCCAGGCCACAGGCGGGGCGGGCCCCGGGGCAGCCGAGGUGCAGGGGCGGCGCUGCUCGGGCCGGGACGCGGGCCACCGAGGCCUGGGGCGGAGGAGGCCAGAAAGGAGGCCAGGCGGCGGGAAAGGGGAUGAUUCAUCCCAGGAGCCCGAAUUGGAAACGCCGCAGCCUGGGAACAGCCUUCCCGGGGCGGACGGCGGAGCCAGAAGGGGAGCCGGGCGAGGCCUGCCCCUGGCCCCGGGUCCCGCCGGGCGGCCGCGGGUGCGGGCACUUGGGCGCCGAGUUUGCAGGGUUCCAGGGCGGAGUCGGGCGCGGGUCCUGCUCUGGGCGAUCCCGCCGGAGUCCCGCUCAAGUGUCUCCUGCUGCAGCCUCGGUGCAGAUGAGGCGAUCCGGGAGGAGGGGGCAGGAAGCGGCAGAGCCGGCGACAACCCCCCGCUCCCGCCGCUGCGAGCGCCCGGACGCCGGCGAGAUGACGGCGGGGAGCCCCGGAGACUGCGGGGAGGUGCGGAGGAGCCCCGAGGGCCGCGUGUCCCGCCUGGGCCGGCGCCUGGGCCGCCGCCGGCGCCCGCGCACCCCGCCCGAGCCUCUGCGGGUGCGGGCGCGGCUGCGGCUGCGCUCGCCGUCGGGGGCGUUCGCGGCGCUGGGGGCGCUCGUGGUACUGGUGGGCAUGGGCAUCGCCGUGGCCGGCUACUGGCCGCACCGCGCCGGGAGCCCAGGGGCCCGGGCUGCCAACGCCAGCGCGCCCCCCGUGAGCGAGCUGCGACGGGACGGCCGCGGCGCCGGCCGCGCGCACGGCCCGCACGAGCGCCUACGGCUCUUGGGCCCGGUGGUCAUGGGCGUCGGCCUGUUCGUGUUCAUCUGCGCCAACACGCUGCUCUACGAGAACCGGGACUUGGAGACGCGACGGCUGCGCCAGGGGGCGCUGCGGGCCCAGGCGCUGCGGCCCCCCGACGGCCCCGGCUGGGACUGUGCCCUCCUGCCUAGCCCCGGUCCCAGGACUCCCAGAGCCGUUGGCUGCUCAGAGCCGGACAGUUGGGACCUGUCGGCGUACCGGGGCACGUCGCCGGUGCCCUCCGUGCGGAGUCUGCGGUCCGAGCCUGCGAACCCUCGCCUGGGGCUCCCAGCCCUGCUCAACAGUUACCCUCUGAAGGGUCCGGGACUGCCCUCGCCUUGGGGCCCACGAGCCCAGACUGGCCACGUGAUUAUCACCGUGCAGCCUUCCGGUUCCUGCAUCGAACAUUCCAAGUCUCUGGAUCUGGGCCUUGGAGAGCUUCUGCUCGGGGCCCCGGCAGCACACGAUGGUGCCCACCGGAGCUGGCCACGAUUGGAACGCCUCAGUCUGGGGGGUUACGCCAAGCUGGGCGAAGGGGAUGUGGGGGCCAGGGUAUGAGGAGCACGCGGUGGUCACUGGGUCGGAAGUUCCAGUGUCUGGUAGAUGCUUCCCCAUGCACAUCGCAGAUGGGGAGGACGCCUUGGCUCCCCGCCGCUCGGCUGUCCUGACCUGCAUGUGGGCAGAGAAAGGCCAGCUGCACAAAGUCCACUAAGCUGGAGUGUUUCACCAGCACGACUGGCCUCAGGGAUUCCUUCAGUCUCCCGGCGUGGCCCGGGCCACUGCAGGUACUUGAGGGGGCUGGAGGGUUGGGCCACCGUGCCAGGAGUUGCACCGUGUCAGGCAAGCCCUAAGGGGUGGCCCCUGGGAAGACGCCUGGUGUCAGAUCCUCAGAUCCCCCCACUGUUGCCUGGGAUGUGGACCGAGCCUUUAAUCCCAUGCCCCUCUUCUCUCAGCCAUGCAGGGUCACCCCACUAGGGCUGCCUUACUGCCAGUCUUCAUCCCCAGGGGAGCCCCACCCCAGGCGGUUCCAAGGAGCCUCCUCCCCUCCGUUGCAAAAUCUCUCCGGUUGGCAUAAAAAGCGUUUGCCACUCAGAAUCCCUUGUCUGUCCUGAUGCUGUACUUGGGACAGUGGCCGCUGCUUCCUUCUGAGAAUGCUCAUGUCUGGGCUGCCCUGCCCGGGCGUCAUUUUCACUACGUGGCUGGUAGGAGACAAUUUGAGAAGCUGAUGAAUCCUCACAGAGCCCAUUUUUUUGGUUUGUUUUGUUUAUUGAAAAAUGCAAUACAGGAAGCAAGACCAAACAUGUAUCUAAACACUACAACCACUUGUACUACGAAAAGCCCCAACAGCAGACCUAAUUAUUGCCUAGUUAAUCUAAGGAUUUUGCCAAUUUGAUUCUGCUGUCAUAAUUCCUAUUUUGUCAAGAAAUGUAAACAACUACUUGAUAUGAUUCAUAAUUUUUUAAAAAAUUUACAAAGCUCCUUCAUUUUUGUCACCAAAAUAAUACAUUUCAGAGAGAUUUGUAAAAACCAGCCUGGGGCUGAGAUUCUAGGCAGGUUCCAUCUGCCUCACCCUGGCCACGGCGGGGGCUCUUUCCCUGGGGGGCUGUUGUAGCCCCCCACCCUCAGCUGAUACACUCACGUCCUGCUUUGGGGGUGGGUGAGUGGAUGGGUGGCGAAGAACUCGUGUGGCUUGAGGGAAAUCUUUAUUUCUCAAGUGAAAUAAAAAUAAAAUUGCAGCAGAA
Messenger RNA from Sorex araneus (European shrew), 3379 nucleotides. RefSeq names its product transmembrane protein 200B (gene TMEM200B). Bases 936 to 2195 code for a protein of 419 amino acids. The record is from RefSeq and is a predicted model, not a curated record. Lineage: Eukaryota; Metazoa; Chordata; Mammalia; Eulipotyphla; Soricidae. The transcript has 2 exons.